CGCCCAAUCCGGAGAGAGCGCAGGUAAGGGCCUGACCAAUCAGAGAAGAGGAGGGCUUCGGCGCACAACAAGGGGCAGAACAGCCAAUCAGAAGGUGAGACCGGCUCGCCGUGUGGGCAAGGCGGGCCAAUCAGCCCCUAGCUUGGGGGGCGUGUUGAACUUUUGGUGGGAGCUUUGGUUUUGCGGGGACCUGCGCGGAGUGAAGACUUCCUCAGUACUCUGAUCACGCCCGGGGUCUGCAGGUGCCUGGGCUCCCGUUAGAGUGCGUGCUCGAAGAGGGGAGGCAACCUCGGCGCGUUGGGGUCUGAAUUCAUCUACUCUUAGUUAUGCGAGUAAACAGGCCAGAGACUCAAGGGAAAUUUAUUUUCUUUGUCCUUUUUACUGACCGGCAACAAAGACAGAUCACACAAGACGGACGACCUUUCUAUUAAAGGUGGGGGAGGGAAAUCCCGGGGCGGGGCGCACAAGUCAGCCCCCCAAGAUGCUUAAUGGGACGGAAGCUUCAGUUCAGCUCAGUCGCUCAGUCCUGUCCGACUCUUUGCGACCCCAUGAAUUGCAGCACACCAGGCCUCCCUGUCCAUCACCAACUUCCGGAGUUCACUCAAACUCAUGCCCAUCGAGUCGGUAAUGCCAUCCAGCCAUCUCAUCCUCUGUCGUCCCCUUCUCCUUCUGCCCCCAAUCCCUCCCAGCAUCAGGGUCUUUUCCAAUGAGUCAACUCUUCGCAUGAGGUGGCCAAACUACUGGACUUUCAGCUUCAGCCAUCAGUCCUUCCAAUGAACACCCAGGACUGAUCUCCUUUAGGAUGGACUGGUUGGAUCUCCUUGCAGUCCAAAGGACUCUCAAGUUAGUGCUGAAUUGAUGCGUAAUUGAAAUUAAGAGACUCUGUCCCUCAUUUCAUUUGGUUAACACUGAUUUAGUCACAUUUAUGCUGCUUAAUGAGGCAUCUUGGAAGCAAACACCUAUACCUCAGUUUUCGCAAAACAUUCCUCUCAGUGUCCUACAUGGGGUUGCAUGAAUUAACCAGGCCUUACCGCCCACCUCUCCCUCUCCUACCCUCACUAUCUCUCUGGCUAGAUUGCAGUGCUUACAGUCUAGAUAAGGUGCCCGGCCCUUCUUGUCUACUGUCCUUUGCAUAUGCUGUUCCUUCUGCCUGGAAUGCAUCACUUCUGCCCUCCUCUGCCUGGCCAAGUCUGGCCCAGAUGUCUGAUCUCACUUACAGGUUUCCAUGGCCAGGAAAGGGGCUUUCACUGGGCUCCCACCGUUGCAUCCCCUCUCCUACCCCAACACUGACCACUGCUGGACUGUAAUUGAAUAGAAUUUGUGUCCUGCUGGUGUGUGAAAAUAGUAUAAAUCUUAAUUAUGUUGAUUUGGUUGAUAGUGCUUUUCAGGUCUACUAUAUCCUUCUACUUUUUCUGUCUAUUCAUUCUAUUAAUUUUUGAGAGUUUGAUAUUGAAACUCAAACUAAAAAUCUAUCUACUUAAAAAUAAUUGUAAUAUAUAGUGGAACUAUAUGUAACUUUGUUCUAUAUUUCCCAAGUCUCCUGUAAAUGUGUUAUCAUACUUUGAUAAUUUAAAAAAUCAAAAAGAAAAAAUGUAUGUAUAAUAUAUAUGAAACAGGAAACUGUGAUACAUAACUUAAGGAAAAAUUGACCAAUAAAACUGAUCCGGGAAGGUCGUGAGGAAGCAGCGCGCAGUUUGCAGCCGUCAUUUCUUCCGCCUUCAGUCUCUGGAUCUUUUGUAGAGCUUCCAACAGCGCUAUGUUGGGACAGAGCGUCUGGAGGUUCACAACCUCUGUGGUUCAUCGGAGCCACUAUGAGGAGGGACCAGGGAAGAAUAUACCAUUUUCAGUGGAAAACAAGUGGAGGUUACUAGCUAUGAUGACUUUAUUCUUUGGGUCUGGAUUUGCUGCACCUUUCUUUAUAGUAAGACACCAACUGCUUAAAAAGUAAUCCAUGAGACAGAUAGGAAGAGGAACAUAUUAAGAGGUGCAAUCUCUUUAAAGGAUCAAACCCUUGAACUCAGCAUCCUAGAGAUGUUUGUAAAUAAACUUACGGCAUACAUCCUUAACACCUCUUCUCUGAAAUAUGGAAUGUGAUAAUUGAACACGUGCUUACAUUUUAUUUGGGUAAUAUUGCAUUACUAGUUUCUUAAUUAAAUAUGUAUUUGAUUUUUAAAAAAAUAAAACUGAU
Molecule: messenger RNA, 2188 nt
Organism: Dama dama (fallow deer)
Lineage: Eukaryota; Metazoa; Chordata; Mammalia; Artiodactyla; Cervidae
Product: cytochrome c oxidase subunit 7C, mitochondrial-like
Exons: 1
Coding region: 1757-1948 (63 amino acids)
Biological process (GO): mitochondrial electron transport, cytochrome c to oxygen
Source: RefSeq, a predicted model, not a curated record